Messenger RNA from Boeremia exigua, 2072 nucleotides. RefSeq lists its product as uncharacterized. Gene Ontology annotation, biological process: protein urmylation; tRNA wobble position uridine thiolation. The coding region runs from base 277 to 1851 and encodes 524 amino acids. Gene Ontology annotation, molecular function: thiosulfate-cyanide sulfurtransferase activity; URM1 activating enzyme activity; adenylyltransferase activity. The record is from RefSeq and is a predicted model, not a curated record. Lineage: Eukaryota; Fungi; Ascomycota; Dothideomycetes; Pleosporales; Didymellaceae. Gene Ontology annotation, cellular component: cytoplasm; cytosol. The transcript has 3 exons.
CAUGGACAUAAGAUCUCAUGCAAGAUGCCUUAUGAUUGAUGACCGUGAAGGAAUACGAAUCUGUUCUUAAUCUUGGCUACCAAGGUUGAUAAUGUUAUUAGAUGCAGCAACAGCUCAGGGUUAGUUUGAGUGAAAUUCGGAGACGAUCGUACUGGUACUUCGCACACGAGUCAGUCAGCCUUAGCGCUAGUGGCGCCCGCCGUUAUCGAUUGUGCCCCACCCCUCUUCACGCAGACUGGAGUCCGUCUCUCGACCGAGCGCAUCGAAAAAGGCAAGAUGGCCCAAAUAAUAGACUCUUUGCGGCACCAGAUAGCGGCUCAUGAAGUUGCUCUUCAGGAUCUACGGCAACAGCUUGCAGAGGCAGAACAUAACCAACAGCAACAAGAGAAGGUUCUGCGUCAGAAACCAAAGCUUUCGAAUGACCCUUUGGAUCAUGACAUGAAUUUUGGUGUCCCAGACGAUUUCCGAUCAGAGGUUUUUGCGAUACUGGAUCAGGGGCCUCUAGUAGCAGAAAACAAUACAAUUGAAGGAAGGCGAUGGCCGCUCACGCCCAACGAGUACAGGAGAUAUGGUAGGCAAUUAAUUAUGCCAGAGAUUGGAUUGCAGGGCCAGCUGAAGUUGAGAAAAGCUAGAGUGCUGAUUGUAGGUAUGGGCGGUCUCGGAUGUCCAGCUGCGACCUACCUAGCAGGUGCAGGAGUUGGUACCCUUGGAUUAAUAGAUGGGGAUGUAGUCGAAGAGUCCAACCUGCAUCGUCAAAUACUACACUCCACAGCAAGGGUGGGCAUGACCAAGGUGGAAAGUGCUAUGGUCGCAUUGAGCUCGCUGAACCCAAAUGUCGAACUUCUGCCUCACACAUCCCGUCUUACUCCAGACAGCGCUCUUGCGACUUUCAGAGAUUACGACCUUGUUCUCGACUGCACGGACAACCCGGCGUCACGUUAUCUCAUCUCAGACACUUGUGUUCUACUUGGCAAGACGCUCGUAUCAGCAUCCGCAUUACGAAUCGAUGGCCAGCUGAUGGUGUUGAACAACCCGCCUUUGCCAGCAGGCGACACCAAAGGUGGACCUUGCUAUCGAUGCAUAUUUCCUAAACCACCUCCGCCUGAAUCGGUCGUAUCCUGUGGAGAUGGAGGUAUUCUGGGCCCUGUCGUGGGUGUCAUGGGUGUACUUCAAGCUCUGGAGGCGAUCAAAGUUCUGACACAGGAGCUCUACACAACAACAACAGGAUCGAUAGAACCACCGAGUCUGCUGCUAUUUUCUGCAUACUCCAGUCCGAUUUUUCGGUCGAUUCGCUUGCGUGCACGUAAGCCAAAGUGUAUAGCGUGCUCGGCGCACUCGACGAUCACAACUGAGGCGCUCAACUCGGGAAGUCUAGACUACGUACAGUUUUGUGGAAGUAUCAAGCCCACCAACAUACUCACUCCACAAGAACGUAUUUCUGCUGAGAGUUACGCGAAGCUCCGCUCAGGAGUCAAUCCAUUCACAGGCACCGUGUCGAGGAAGGACAGCCACAUUCUCAUCGACACUAGGGAAAGAGUCCAAUUCGAGCUUUGCAACAUUGACGGAAGCCGAAACAUACCAUUUUCAGAAGUUUCUAUGGCACCCGCCAAUAACGUCAAUGGCAAUUAUUAUUCAAUGGAUAUCGAGGAGCCGUUGUGGAUAGAAGAGCUUAGGCAGCAACCUGAAAAACCCAUCUUCGUGGUUUGUCGCCUUGGGAACGAUUCGCAAGUGACCGUGAAGAAGCUGAAACAGCUGGGGCUGGACUGUGGUGGGAAGAGAUUUAUCGGAGAUAUACGAGGUGGACUAAGAGCUUGGAAAGCAACGGUUGACGGUGACUUUCCGGAAUACUGAAUACCUCUUCAUUGAGCCUACCUCCAGAUGUGGAGUGGUUGCAGGUGACUGUGGUUUAGAUCCAAUCUUAGAUUUCGCGUGCAAAUCUUACAUCUUGCACCUUGCAUCAGAGCAGAACUUACAGUUGCUCCAUGUACCAAGACAUCGUCAGGGAGCGACUCCUGACGACCCAUGAAAUCUCCGGUCAUCUUCUUUGAGCGUUCCUGAAAGUUAUCCGUGAU